AUGGAGGGCCAGAACGAGAACGAUGAGCUCUAUCCUAUUGCCGUGCUCAUCGACGAAUUAAAACAUGAUGAUGUCCUAUUGCGAUUGAACGCCAUACAUCGCCUCUCUACGAUUGCCUUAGCACUAGGACCUGAGCGAACGAGAGACGAGCUUAUACCGUUCCUUGACGACUCAGUUGAAGAUGAGGAUGAAGUUCUGACCGCACUAGGAGAAGAGCUUGGAAACUUUAUCGAGUACGUUGGGGGUCCUGAAUAUGGUCACGUCCUGCUGAGGCCUCUCGAGAAUCUCGCUGCCAUAGAAGAGCCACUCGUGCGCGAUAAGGCUGUCGAUUCCCUUAACAAGAUAUGCGCCGAGCUUUCGACUCAACAGGUCGAGGAGCACUUCAUUCCUCUUACACUGGGCCUUUCCAAAGCUGAUUGGUUCACCUCGAAGAUCUCAGCCACAGGUUUAUACGUCGCACCCUACAGGAAAGCCUCCCCAGCUUCGCAACAAGUUCUGAGACAGCAGUUCGGUCAUCUCGUGCACGAUGAGACUCCAAUGGUCAGAAGACAAGCAGCGAACAAUCUGGCAAAGUUUGUGAAGGAAGUGCCAGUUCAAAUCGUCAUUGAUGAGAUGAUCCCUCUCUUCCAGCAUUUGGCCAGCGACGACCAAGAUAGCGUACGCCUUCUGACUGUCGAAGUCCUGAUAGCCAUUGCCGAGAUGAUACCUAAAGAGCAGCAGCCGAGUCAUGGGGUUCUUCUAAAGGCCUUACGAGAUCUGUUUGAGGACAAGAGCUGGCGAGUGAGAUAUAUGGUUGCAGAAAAGUUUGAGAAGAUCGCAAAAGCAGUCAAUGAAGAGGUUGUUACAAGGGACCUUGUGCAAACUUUUGUCAAGCUCCUCAAGGACAGUGAGGCUGAAGUCAGGACAGCUAUUGCCAGUCAAAUCCCAGGAUUUUGUGGACUGCUGGAGCGCGAAGUCCUGCUCGACCAAAUCAUGACCAGUAUAGAAGACCUGGUCUCGGACCCCUCGCAGCAUGUUAGAGCUGCUCUUGGAACGCAACUUUCUGGCCUGGCUCCAAUACUCGGCAAAGAGGAGACAAUCUCACACUUACUACCUAUGUUUUUGCAAAUGCUCAAGGACGAGUUUCCAGACGUACGCCUGCACAUUAUCUCGAAACUCGAGCUUGUCAACAACGUCAUCGGUAUUGAUCUUCUCUCGCAGUCACUUCUCCCAGCCAUUGUGCAGCUUGCAGAGGACAAGCAGUGGAGAGUCCGCCUGGCCAUUAUCGAAUACGUCCCUCUCCUAGCCAAGCAGCUGGGUGUGAAGUUCUUCGAUGAGCAGCUCAGCAAUUUGUGCAUGGGUUGGUUGGGCGACACUGUUUUCUCUAUCAGAGAAGCAGCUGUCGCAAAUUUGAAAAAGCUCACAGAAGUCUUCGGCGUCGAUUGGGCAAAACAGUCCAUAAUCCCCAAGGUGGCCGCGAUGAGCCAGCAACAAAAUUACCUCUACCGAAUGACGACCUGCUUCGCCAUAACUACUCUAUCUCCCGUUGUGACAGUCGAUAUUAUCGAGUCUUCUGUCCUGCCUAUGAUGGACCGUCUAGUGUCGGACCCUAUCCCUAAUAUUCGCUUCAACGUCGCCAAAUCGUAUGCAGUCAUUAUCGAUGCUCUCAAGAAGCUUUCUGAGAAGGGAACCCUUGCAGAGCAGGAAACAUCCGUGACCGCGUCCGCGGGAUCGUCAAAAGGUCAGCAACUGAUCACGAAUCAGAUAAUGCCAAACCUGGAGAAGCUACAAAGCGAUCCGGACGUCGAUGUAAGGUAUUUUGCUACUGUUGCUGCGGGUGGGCCCGCUCAAGGUGGACCAGUAUUUCAGGGAAACGACAAGAUGGAUACUGGCUCCUGA
This is a messenger RNA of Lithohypha guttulata, 1878 nucleotides long. It is a transcript of the gene TPD3, whose product is annotated as protein phosphatase 2A structural subunit. Gene Ontology annotation, molecular function: protein phosphatase regulator activity. The record is from RefSeq and is a predicted model, not a curated record. Gene Ontology annotation, biological process: protein dephosphorylation. The transcript has 3 exons. Lineage: Eukaryota; Fungi; Ascomycota; Eurotiomycetes; Chaetothyriales; Trichomeriaceae. The coding region runs from base 1 to 1878 and encodes 625 amino acids. Gene Ontology annotation, cellular component: protein phosphatase type 2A complex; cytoplasm.